Penicilliopsis zonata CBS 506.65 is the source of this 1898-nucleotide messenger RNA. RefSeq lists its product as hypothetical. Gene Ontology annotation, molecular function: malate synthase activity. Bases 268 to 1887 code for a protein of 539 amino acids. Gene Ontology annotation, cellular component: cytoplasm; peroxisomal matrix. The transcript has 5 exons. Lineage: Eukaryota; Fungi; Ascomycota; Eurotiomycetes; Eurotiales; Aspergillaceae. The record is from RefSeq and is a predicted model, not a curated record. Gene Ontology annotation, biological process: glyoxylate cycle.
AAGAGUUUCCCGCGGGGAAUCACAGGGAAGACAUCCAAUGAUUAGGACUGUACAGAGCAAACUUCCAUUUGUCCAGGGAGUCAUGACUGAGUCUGGGUCGGGUAUUCCUCUGGACCGCGGUUGUUGUGACGUAAGUGAGUUUAUCAGAUAGUACCUAGGUAUCUAUAUAGUCUGACUGCAAUGCCCUUUUCUUUUCUUCAUUCCUACUUUAUCUCGGUUUAGAAGUAGUGUUCAGUAGAAGACUGAAGUGACCACUGACAAGUCACGAUGGAUCACGUGGACACCCAACUGAAGGAAGUCGCCAUCCUCGGCGCCCUCAACGACGAAACCCGCAAGAUCCUCACCAAGGAAGCCUGUGCCUUCCUGGCCAUCUUGCACCGCACCUUCAAUUCCACCCGCAAGGCUCUCUUGCAGCGUCGCGUCGACCGCCAGGCUGAGAUCGAUAAAGGCCAUCUGCCCGACUUCCUCCCUGAGACCAAGCACAUCCGGGAGAACGAUGCCUGGAGGGGUGCACCUCCUGCCCCUGGUCUUAUUGACCGUCGUGUCGAGAUCACCGGGCCUACAGAUAGAAAGAUGGUGGUCAACGCGUUGAACUCGGAUGUGUGGACUUAUAUGGCGGAUUUUGAAGACUCGAGCGCUCCCACUUGGGAGAACAUGGUGAAUGGUCAGGUCAACUUGUACGACGCGAUUCGUCGCCAGGUCGACUUUAAACAGGGCAGCAAGGAAUACAAGUUACGCACUGACCGGACACUGCCCACGCUGAUUGCCCGUGCGCGCGGCUGGCACUUGGAGGAGAAGCACUUCACCGUCAACGGCGAGCCAAUUUCCGGUAGUCUGUUCGACUUUGGCCUCUAUUUCUUCCACAACGCCAAAGAGCUCGUUGCCCGUGGCUAUGGCCCCUACUUUUACCUGCCCAAGAUGGAGUCGCACCGAGAGGCUCGCUUGUGGAAUGAUGUCUUCAACCUUGCCCAGGACUAUAUCGGCAUGCCACGGGGCACCAUUCGAGCCACCGUGCUGAUCGAAACCAUCACCGCUGCUUUUGAGAUGGACGAGAUCAUCUAUGAACUACGAGACCACAGCUCCGGCCUCAACUGUGGACGAUGGGAUUAUAUCUUCUCCUUUAUCAAGAAAUUCCGUAACCACCCGGGUUUCGUUCUCCCCGAUCGCUCGGAUGUGACCAUGACGGUUCCUUUCAUGGAUGCGUACGUGAAGCUGUUGAUUCAGACUUGCCACCGCCGUGGUGUCCACGCAAUGGGCGGGAUGGCUGCUCAAAUCCCCAUCAAAGACAAUGCCGCCGCAAACGACAAGGCGAUGGAAAGUGUGCGCGCGGACAAGCUGCGUGAGGUGCGCGCCGGCCACGACGGCACCUGGGUUGCUCACCCGGCCCUUGCCGCCAUUGCGUCCGAGGUGUUCAACAAGUAUAUGCCGGCACCGAACCAGCUCUACAUCCGCCGCGAGGAUGUCCACAUCACAGCCAACGACCUCCUCAACACUAAUGUCCCGGGAAAAAUCACCGAGGAUGGUAUCCGUAAGAACCUGAACAUCGGACUGUCCUAUAUGGAGGGCUGGCUCCGUGGUGUUGGCUGUAUUCCUAUCAACUACCUGAUGGAGGAUGCCGCCACCGCCGAAGUCUCUCGUUCUCAGCUCUGGCAAUGGACGCGUCACAACGUCACCACCGCCGAAGGCAAGAAGAUGGACAAGGCAUACGCGCUGCGCCUGUUACAGGAACAGGCCGACGCCCUUGCUUCCAAGGGCCCCGCGGGCAACAAGUUCCAGCUGGCAGCUCGGUACUUUGCCAACCAGGUCACCGGCGAGGACUAUGCGGAUUUCUUGACCACCCUGCUGUACAAUGAGAUUUCUUCUCCAGGCACGGCUGCAAAGCUGUAACUCAAGUCACC